Molecule: messenger RNA, 7807 nt
Organism: Mya arenaria
Lineage: Eukaryota; Metazoa; Mollusca; Bivalvia; Myida; Myidae
Exons: 7
Coding region: 233-1630 (465 amino acids)
Source: RefSeq, a predicted model, not a curated record
UCUCUUUAAUUAAUGGUUCUUGUUAAUCAUGGGCGAGUAAUUCAUUAUCAACUACAUACAUGUACGUUUCAGUUUCAUUGCAUGUUGGCAAAAUUUCGAAUUCUUUAUCGUGCAAAACUUUAAACCAAUCAGAAAUAUACCAUGACGCACUUAUAUCGUCCUAUAAAGUGACGGGUAACUUCCGCCUUGCCUUCCUUUUUUCGAACAAUUUAGAAUACAGCUGUCACGAAAAAUGAGCUCUGUACUGCAUGUUGGACUGGUGCUAACUAGUGUAAUUCUUAGUGAUGAAGGAUUUUCGAAAAUUGCAGAAGGCGCACCUGUAGAAGGAAUGAUACAAAAGCGAGCACAUUACUGCAUCCAGUGGCCGGCUUUAGCAGAGAGUCCAUUUGCCCAUCAGCGUGAUUGGCUCAUUCGUUUUGCCGAAUGGUUAUCAGAUGGAAGCAUUAUAGCUAUUUUCAGGGUUAACUCUUUUAACCAAGAGAAAUUGGUUAUAGAAAAGACAUCUAAUAAUAUGGAUAAUAUCAGAGAAAUCCUGCUUUCUAUAAAGCCUGUUGGGAUUGGUCGUGAGAUUUCAGCGGAGCAACUGAAUGCAAAUCUCUUAGAAUGUUUUCCAAAAGCUAAUGCUCAUCGCCAUACACCAGACAUGGCCGAAAUAUUUAUGAUAAUUGGACAAACUAAUUUGGAUAUAACGUAUGGUUUUCGAAACAUGGAGAUUAAGGGGUAUGUAAUAACGUUUGGGGAAGCAGAAGAUAAAGUGGAUUGGCUUCCCUUUGUUACAGAUGGCAACCAUAUCAUAUCGGCAUCAAAUUUAACAUUGCUACAUGGCAUUCUUGUCAAAGAUUCAAAUAAAAUAUGCAGAAUAUAUGAAUAUUUUCAAACCAGCAUACCACAGGGAUGUAGGGUUUGUACGGAUGUGUGUAAUGAUAGGCCAUCUAUCUACUGCAUCCGGAAAGCCUUUGCAGAAGAGUGCGAAUACCUUACGGACCUUUGGCAAAUAAUGGUAAAUACGACUACAUUGCCAAGUCCAAUAUCAACUGGAACUACGCCAAACAAACAUCAUGAAAUUGACAGUUCGAGGGGCUCUGAUUCCGGGUUACGACCGUCAGCAACAGCUGGCAUAAGUGUCGGCAUUACGCUUAUCAUUAUUGCAGUUAUCGUAAUCGCCGUCACGAUGUUACAAAACAGAAACCAAAAUAGAUCCUUUUCAUCAAUAGAGGCCUGCGAACAAAUGGAAUCUUUAAAUCAAACAGACAAAGAGGAAUCUUUAUCGAACAACAACGUUGGAAACGGGACACAAGGACGUAUAUCACAUAAUGCAGCUACUCGACCAACUUCAGGUUCUAAUUCACCAACAUCAGGUUCAACACAACCAACAUCUGGUUCUACUCAACCAACAUCUGGUUCUACUCAACCAACAUCUGGUUCUACUCAACCAACAUCUGGUUCUACUCAACCACCAUCGACGUCUACUUGUAUCAACGUCACUUCCGAUUGUGAUUUAAUGAUUGACACCGGUGGAAAAUUUAUAAAUUACAUGCAGAAAGUUGCAGCAGUGGAUGCUCCCGAACGAGUCGAGAAUGUUCAUCCUGAUUACCGAAGGGUACCAGCAGGGACUCAAGCUACAGAUUAAUAUAUAUAUAUAUAUAAUUGAAUAAUUAUGUCUACUCCAAUGACUGGGGGAGACAUACUAUUUGUACCCGUCAGUCAGUCAGUCUGUCAGUCCGUUAGCCCGUCAGUUAGCCAGACCGUACGUUUCCGCUCAAUAACUUUAAAACGCUAAGGUCCAUGAACUUCAUACUUGUAUGCAGGUUGGAUAUGACCAGUUUACACCUUGAAAUUGAGAUCAGAAGGUUAAAGGUCGAGGUCGUGGUGACCUGGAGGUCAAAAUACGGUUUCCACCCAAUGACUGAAGAUCGUUAUACUUUGUAUGCAAGUUGGUCAUGACCAGUAUAUGAGGUCAAACGUCGAUGUCGCAGUAACCUUCAGGUGAAAAACGAAAUGUUCGUGGUCACCUGAAGCCGAAAAAAAUGGUUUCCGCCGAACAACUAAAGAACGCUUGCGCCCUGGAACCUCAUCUUUGGUAUGCAAGUCGGUCGUGACGAGUAGACGACCCCUAUUAAUUUUGGAUAUAGAAGGACCAAAGUCACGGUCGCAGUGACAUUCAGGUGAAAAAGUUUUCGCUGAAUAACUAAAGAAUGCUUGCUAGUUAAUCCUGAUUAUUUGAUGAGCCGAUUUUGGAAUCAGAAGGUCAAAGGUCAAUGCCUCAGUGGCUUUGGGAUAAAAAACACGGUUUUCUUUUGAACAACAAAAGAAAGCUUGCACCAAGGAGCUUAAUACUUGGUAUGCAAGUUGGCCAUGACUAUAUGAUGAAACCUAUUGAUUAUGGGAUCAGUUGGUCAAAGGUCAAAGUCAAGGUGACCUUGAGGUGAAUAAACGGUUUCAACUUAAAAACAUUACAACGCUUGCCCCAAAGAUCUUCAUUUUUGAUAUGACAAUUAGUCAUGACUAGCUGAUGACCCAUAUUGAUUUCAAGAUCAGUAGGUAAAUGGUCAAGGUCGCAGUGAUCUAAAGGAGAAAACAGUUCCAGUAAUAACUAAAAACACUUGCAUCCCGGAUAUUCAUAAAUUGUAUGCCAGUUGGUCAUUAUUAUUAGAUUAACCCCAUUGAUUUUGGGAUUAUUAGGUCAAAGGUUAAGGUCAAGGUUGCGGUAAAGUUGUGGUGAAAAACAACAGUUUACGUUGAUUAACUAAAGAAUGCUUGUACCUAGGAACUUCAUACUUGGUAUGAUAGUUGAUCAUGACAAGUGGAUGAUCCCUAUUGAUUUUGAGAUUAGUAGGUCAAAGGUCAAGGUCAAUGUGACCUUGAGGUGAAAAACGCUAAAUAACUACUGAAUGCUUGCACUUAGCAACUUCAUACUUGGUAUACCAGUUGGUCAUGAUUUGUUGAUAAGCCCUGUUGAUUUAAGGAUCAGUAGGUCAAUAGUCAAGGUCGCAGUGACCUAGACGGGAAAAACAGUUCGAUUAAUGACUUAUACAUACUUGUACCCAGAGCUUCAUACUUAAAAUGCCAGUUGGUAGUGACGAGUAGAAUGCCUCCUUUUUGAUUUUGGGAUUAGUAGGACAAAGGACAAGGUCGCGGUGAUCUUGAAUUGAAAAAAAAAACGGUUUCCGCUGAAUAAUUAAAGAAUAUUUGCUCCUAGGAACUUCAUACCAGUCAUAAUUGGUUGAUGACUCGCUGUUUGAAUCAGUGGGUUAAAGAUAAAGUGCGCGGUAUUGGUCACGGUGACAUUAAGAUGACAAAAAGGUUUCUCGUUGAAUAACUAAAGAACGCUUGCACCAAUAAAUAUAAUACUUGGAAUGCAAGUUAAUCAUUUCAAGUAGGUGACCACUUUUGUUUCGGGAUCAGUAGGUCAAAGGUCAAGGUCGCGGUGACCUUGAGGUGAAAAUACGGUUUCCCAUUGAAUUACUUAAGAACGCUUGCACCAAGGAAUUUAAUACUUGGUAUGCCAGUUGUUCAUGACUAGUUGAUAAACCAUAUUCAAUUUAGGAUCAGUAGGUCAAAGAUUAAGGUCGCAGUGAUCUGCAGGGGAACACAGUUCCAAUUACUACUAAAAACAACUUGCACCCAGGAUAUUCAUACAUAGAAUGUCAGUUGUUCAUGGCUAGUAGAUGAACCCCAUUGAAUUUCAGGCCAGUAGGUCAAAGGUCUAGGUUACCUUGACGUUAAGUAACGGUUUCCGCCAACUAACUAUAAAACGAUUGGGCCCAGGACUUUCAUACUUAGUUUGGUAGUUGGUCUUAAUUAGUAGAUUAUCCCUAUUGAUUUUUAGGUCAAUAGGUCAAAGGGGUCAAGGUAGCAAUUACCUUGAGUUGCAAAAAACAGUUUGCGAUGACUUAUUAAAAAAUGCUUGCACCUUGGAACGUCUUGCUAAAUUUGCUUGUUAAUCAUGAUUAGUUGAUGAGCAGAUUUUGGGAUCAGUAGGUCAAAGGUCAAGGCCUCAGUUACCUUAAGAUGAAAAAAACCCGGUUUCCCGUGAAUAACUUAAGAAAGCUUGCACCAAGGCUGAAUACUUGGUAUGACAGUCGUUCAAGACUAGUUGAUACACCCUAUUGGUUUUGGGAUCAGUAAUUCGAAGGUCAAGGUCGCGGUGACUUUAAGGGAAAUUAACGGUUUCAAUUUAAUUACUUUGAUAUGCUGUUUGGUCAUGACUAGUAGAUGACCCCAUAUUCACUUUUGAAUCAGUAGGUCAGUAGUCAAGGUGGCAAUCCUAGGGGGAAAUAUUUCCAAUAAUAAUUAGAAAACACUUGCAUACAGGAACUUCAUACUUGGUAUGCAAGUUUAUCAUGACGAGUAGAUGACCCAUAUUGCUGUUGAGAUCAGUAGGUCAAAGGUCAAGGUCGCGGUAACCGUGAUGUCAAAAUACGGUUUCCGCUUAAUAACUAAAAUACGCUUGCACCAAGGAUCUUUAUUCUUGAAAUGCCAAUUAGUCAUGACAAGUAGAUGCCCAUUAUUGACUUUGGGAUCAUCAGGUCAAUGAUUUAGCCCGCAGUGGACUGUAAAGGAAAACAGUUCUAAUAAUAAAUGAAAAAAAACAACUUGCACCCAGGAUAUUCAUACACUGUUUGCCAGUUGACUAUUGAUUUUGGGAUCAGUAGGUCAAAGGUCAAGGUCAAGGUUAAUGUUGCAGUGAACGUGCCGUGUGGUAAAAAACGGUUUCCACUAAAUAACUAAAUAAUUCCUGCACUCAGGUACUAAAUACUAGGUUUGCCAGUUGGUCAUGACUGGUUGAUGACCACUAUUGAUUUUCAGUCCAGAAGGUUUAAGGUCUGUCUGACCUCGAUGUAAAAUAACUGUUUCCGCUGAACAACUAUAAAGCGAUAUGGCCCAAGACGUUCAUACUUAGUUUGGUAGUUGGUCUUGAUUAGUAGAUACUAGUAACUCCAAUUGAUUUUGUUAUGUCAGAAGAUCAAGGUCACAGGUGAAAAACAUUUUUUGUUGGUCACAAGUCCACUUAUUUCCGCUCAUAACUAGAAAAAGGUACUUCAUCCUUGGACAGAGAUACUUUAUACUUGGUAUGCAGGUCAUCCCCAGUAAAGAUCCCUUUGUUUGUUCGUCUCCAGCCCAAAAGUACAAUUUUCAUGUCCAUCAUUGAUUAUUUCUCACAUACGACCAGACAAUGGGGGAGAUAGCCGCUUUUUCAAUAUAGCAAUCUCUUGUUAAUAUCUGAGUUGUAACAUUUUGUAGAUUUUUGAAUUUUUCAUGUGUUUUUUUUGUGUGUUUACGAUAUAAUUGUGUUAUAUUUAUUAUACUCAUAGUUGUUUGUGUAAAUAUCGCUUUAAUCUUUGUUUUUGGUUGUUUUUGUACGAUAUAAUUGUGUUAUAUUGAUUUUACUCAUAGUUGUUUGUGUAAAUAUCACUUUCAUCUGGGGUUUUUGGUUACGUGUUUACGAUAUAAUUGUGUUAUAUUUAUUACACUCAUAGUUGUUUGUGUAAAUAUCACUUUCAUCUGGGUUUUUUGGUUAUGUGUUUACGAUAUAAUUGUGUUAUAUUGAUUUUACGCAUAGUUGUUUGUGUAAAUAUCGCUUUAAUCUUUGUUUUUGGUUGUUUGUGUACGAUUUGAUUGUGUUAUCUCGAUUAUACUCAUAGUUGUUUGUGAAUAUCGCUUUGAUCUUUGUUUUGGUUGUGUUUACAAUUUGAUUAUUUAUAUUAAUUACUAUAAUAGACUUAAGAUAUCUUUGAUCUUUGUUGCGGUUGUGGUUUAACGAUUACUGAAUAUAAUAAUUACACUUUUUUGCAUUUGCAGCAAUUUGGUAAUAUGGUAAUAGUUUUUUUUAUUUCCUCGUUUGUAUUUUCAUAUUUAAUACCGGUGUAAGUUCAAAUCAUGCAAAUACAUAGAAAAACAUAACGGAAUAUGACUAAAUAAUUCGACCAAUACAUAAGUAUUUAUUAAAUAUAACUUUUCACUUCGACACACACUCUCUGUCUGUAUUGUUACUAGACUGAAUAUUUGCACACAGUGUUCAUGUACAAUGAUUCUCUAAAUUUUGUUACAUUUACAGUCAUUAUCUAAUCUAACCUGAUUCAGAUAUGACUAUUACAAAAGUGAAUUUUAAAGUUUAAGUGAUUUCCCUUAGGCUUCCUAUAGUUUCGUUUUGUAUAGGUUGUCCGAUAUAGGGAGUUGCAGAUAUUUUGCAAACACAACUCUCAUUAUAGAACAACUAUUGUACAUGUAUUUAUUUCAACUUAUCUGUGAAUAAACAUAUAACGCUAUUGACACGUUAAUUUAAUUAAUAGAUUGCAUUAUAACAUAUUUUGAUUUACUGAACUUAUGAAGUUGGUGUAUUUGCGUAUUUGAUAUUUAUGUUGUUGUUUUUUUGUGUUUUUUUGUUGUUGUCUAGUUUUGUUAUUUGUAUGCAUGGAAUCACCUGAAAACACUAUAUUGUAUAUAUAUUUGUCCACAUGGGCUAUGGCCUUCUGGAUAUUCAGUAAAUAGAUCUUGAAUCUUGAAUCAUAAGCUGGUAAUCUGAUAGUUCCAUUAACCUGAACUAGGUCCCAAUAUCACGAAAAUACUUAAGUCAAAUCUCAGUCUUAAUCUCAACUCAUUUUACCAUAUUACAUCAAAUUGAUUUGAAAAAAAAUAUGUUUUUACAAAUUUUUAAACCGCAUCCUUUCAUUGAAUCUGUUCAUCAAAACCUUCGGUCUAGAUUCCAAUGGAAACAUAUAUUCUACAGCCAAAAAUGUUCUUGAGAUCAAUUCAUUGCCUUUUAACAAUUAAUCAAGUAUAUUUUUUGCUCUAGGAUAAGAUUUCUUUGAAAUAUUGUCAAAAUAUUUCAAUACCACAUUCUAUGAAAAAAAAACGUUUACAAUCAAAUCAAUAUAAUGUGAGGUCAGCGGCACCUACACUCGACAUAUUUGUGGGUCUAAUAUCUUAAAGACAAGUUAUUCUGUUGUGUUUUCAUAUUUAAAACAGGUCUUAGUUCAAAUCAUGCAAAUACAGGUAUAAUUUAGGAAUCCCACCCACAAAUAAACUAGUUCUAUAAAAGCUCCACAUUCAAUAUAAAACUUAAUACAAUCUUAUAGUAUUUCAUCAUUUACUUCAUUCACUCUAUUGGUCAGUUAUUAAUUACAAGUAGUCCGAUUAGCUACAUCGUUCUUAGAUCUUGUGAAGACCAAUAUUGAAUACCAGCCCAGAUGUCCCCAUAUAAUUUUGGCAUCAUUUGAAUGGUUCUAACUUAUUGAUAACAAAUAUGUAAAUUAAAUGACCGAAUGUACAUCAUACAUAAAGUUAUUUUAGUUUGUAUAUAAAUGUUCUUUAUUUCAACUUAGAUUGAACCCCAACAUCACAUUUUGCAAUUUUGGAAGGCUAAAACAACUUGUUUGUUAAAUUAUUUUCAGUGAAAUAACACAUUUUCUUUUAAUCUGCACUCGAAAACUUUUUAAUUUAAUAUACCAUAACAAUAUGAGGUAACAUAUUUGUUGGUCGGAUACCUUGAAGAUCCACUAAAAGAAUUAGCCUUUAAGCAGAAAGUAUUUGCAUUAUAUGUUAGGUGUCCAAGUUCAAGUAUUAAUCAUUCAACCGUGUCUUAUUGUAAUACAUACAUAUCAUCAAAGUCUUGUUGAAUGUUAUUUGUACAUUUCAUGAAAUAUGUAUAUAUUCAUUGACAAUGAACUAUGUACACGUCGUAAUAAAUAGUUCUGUCUGUCUGUCUGUCUGUCUGUCUGUCUGUAAAUUGUUUGUAAACGUAUGUAAUGAACCACAGUGUGUGAUGUAUUUAUGUGUCUGGUUGAUAUAAAUAAUGUGGAGGUUG